AUGGGGGUCAAUAUUCCCAAGGGAACAACCACCACAGCUACGCCAGCGCGGACGGAUACACCCGAAUCCCAUCUUGUCCUGUCAACAGUCCCCGAGGUUCCCUCCGGUCUACACUCACCAUCCAAUGGCCACAUCACGGAUACCAAACUAGGUACGACAGGCGACAAUGAAGCAAAGGGUGGCCUGUACGCAACCGAGAAACAUGGCAAUGCAUGCUCUCAGCAGCUCCCCGUCAAUUCGCAUGAACAUCCUCUCUUCCCGCCGCUGCCCGCAUACGGUCCUCCGAAUGCCGCCUCCAGCAUAAAGUACUACGCAAUUCGAGCCAUUUCCUUCGUGCUCUCGCUAUGCUUUUUGACCGCGAUAUUUGCCGGCGCGUUGUCUGGUACCGUUAGCAUAGGACUUGCCAAUGUAAUUGCAAGACUACAAGGUCGGAAGCCUGCAUCUGGGAGAGUUUUCGAAGCCGAAGAAAGCAACCGCAGAAUAGCACGAGCCGAGUCAGACCGGAAAUGGCGUAUUCGACAACAGAAGAAACACGUGGAUGAGGAGCAAGGCCAGGAUGAAUGCCCACCGCUGGAAGGGGGCAAGGAUCCGGUUGUCUGCGACGUUGCAUACUAUGCCCGACGGGUCGGAUUGGAUGUCGAGACAUUCCGGGUCCAAACCGAGGAUGGAUUCAUCAUCACCCUUUGGCAUGUCUACAAUCCCCAGGAAUAUGCAGCACUCCCGGCCGACCAACGUCGUGAACGUGGGCCCACUGUCUUCACUGGCACGAAGAACUGGCCUUCCUCCAGUUCCAGUGCGAAGCGGCGAUACCCUGUUCUGUUAAUGCAUGGAUUGUUGCAAAGUGCAGGCGCCUACUGCACCAAUGAUGAUGAUAGUCUCGCAUUCUUCCUUUGCAAGUCUGGAUACGAUGUUUGGCUAGGGAACAACCGAUGUGGCAUGACGCCCGAGCACACUACCCUGUCUCCGUCAGAUCCACGCAUGUGGUCCUGGGAUAUUCGACAUCUCGGUACACUCGACUUGGCAGCACUUACAUCUCGAGUGCUAUAUGAGACCGGCUUCGAGAAACUGGGUCUUGUAUGCCACUCGCAAGGGACCACUGAAACACUCGUAGCCCUGGCGAAGGAACACCGACCCAAACUUGGAGAGCGCAUCUCUGUAUUCUGCGCCCUCGCGCCCGCUGCAUACGCCGGCCCCCUCGUGAGCAGGCCCUAUUUCCGCUUCAUGAGUAUGAUGUCUCCGAAAAUGUUUCGAGUGUUCUUUGGGAUUCAUGCCUUCAUUCCCUUCAUGAUGACCGUCCACCGCACAUUUCACCCAAAACUAUACGGAACUCUUGCAUACUGCGUGUUUUCGUUCCUCUUCGGCUGGUCUGAUGCCCGCUGGGAGCGAGACUUGCGAGACCGCAUGUUUCAAUUCGCUCCUGUAUACGUUAGCGCUGAAAUUAUGCGGUGGUGGCUAGGGAGCGACGGGUUCGCCAAGCACAAGUGUAUUCUUGCUACAGAAGACCAGUCUGCGUCCGAGGCAAAUGCAGCUCGUCAUGUUCAAGGUGAAGUCGGUUUAGAGCAUGGAGAUGACCCAGGAGACCCUUGUCUGGCUGCCCCUGGCGACAAAGCAUGGUUCGGUCCACAAGUACCUCCGUUCGCCAUGUGGGUUGGCGGCUCUGACGCACUAGUGGAUGGUCGUCGACUUCUCCAACGCUUCGAAGGUGGCUUCGAGCCUCAUGUACGAGUCGUCCACUCGAAGAUCAUUGAUGAGUAUGAACACCUUGAUGUCCUGUGGGCCAUGGAUGCCAUUGAGCAAGUCGGAAAGGAAGUCCGUCAGGUCAUCUGGAACACCAUGCCUGACGAUGCGCGAGACAUAUGUCGUGUCCCUCGAGGCGUGAACCAGAGCCUUUUCGAGACGGGAGAGACUAGGCACGCAUAG
Penicillium daleae is the source of this 1920-nucleotide messenger RNA. RefSeq names its product putative ab-hydrolase associated lipase. Lineage: Eukaryota; Fungi; Ascomycota; Eurotiomycetes; Eurotiales; Aspergillaceae. The coding region runs from base 1 to 1920 and encodes 639 amino acids. Gene Ontology annotation, biological process: lipid metabolic process. The transcript has a single exon. The record is from RefSeq and is a predicted model, not a curated record.